Molecule: messenger RNA, 875 nt
Organism: Brassica napus (rape)
Lineage: Eukaryota; Viridiplantae; Streptophyta; Magnoliopsida; Brassicales; Brassicaceae
Product: microtubule-associated protein RP/EB family member 1B-like
Exons: 6
Coding region: 18-638 (206 amino acids)
Biological process (GO): regulation of microtubule polymerization or depolymerization; thigmotropism; spindle assembly
Cellular component (GO): spindle midzone; microtubule organizing center; microtubule plus-end
Molecular function (GO): microtubule plus-end binding
Source: RefSeq, a predicted model, not a curated record
UACAAAACUACAAAGUCAUGCAAGAGGUCUUCACCAAACUCAAAAUCACCAAGCCAUUGGAAGUCAACAGGCUUGUCAAAGGCAGACCACUAGACAACUUGGAGUUUCUACAAUGGCUGAAACGUUUCUGCGAUUCCAUUAAUGGUGGCAUUAUGAACGAGAAUUACAAUCCAGUAGAACGAAGAUCGAGAGGUGGCAAAGAGAAAAGCGUAAAGGGGUCUAGUAAGGUCUCAAAGUCAUUGCAAACAAACAAUACGCAUCAUACUCCUACAGUCACUGCUUCCAGCAAACCAACUGGUCCAAAGCAAGCAAGAUCACAUGCAAUUGGAGGUGGGAGCAACUCGUCGGCCGAAGUGCAAGCUCUGUCAAAGGAGCUUGAAGAUCUCAAGGUCUCGGUAGAUGUCUUGGAAAAGGAAAGAGAUUUUUACUUCUCUAAGCUCAGGGAUAUAGAGAUACUCUGUCAGACUCCUGAACUUGAUGAUCUUCCGAUUGUUGUAGCGGUUAAGAAGAUAUUAUAUGCAACAGAUGCAAAUGAUUCUGCUCUCGAAGAAGCUCAAGAGUGCCUAAUCGAGUCUCUAGGCAUUGAUGUUGAGGAAGAAGAAGAAAACGAAGCAGAAGAAGCAGGGACUCAGACUUAAAAACAACAACAAAAAAAACAAGUUUCAAACUAGAGGACAAUGACUAUACAUUGCCUUGUCUUAGAAGAUAGUGUUUGGACAAUACUCAAGUUUACCCUAACCGGUUAUUCGGUUUUAAAUGAAACAUCCCAAACUCUGUUCCUUUCUUAACUUAAAAGAUGGUCCAAUUUGGUUUUUCUUUGUAUCAGAGUGUUUUGUGUCCAUAUAAAUAUAUGGGGAAAAAAAUAAUUUAUUACU